UUACUUCUAUAGUUAAAAUCUAAUACCACCCACUUUAACUGAUAAAAUCUGAACGAAUCUCGUCUAGAUAUCUACACCAAAAAGAAUAUAUCUCAUAAAUGCACUAAAAUAUGAUCUUAAUUGGUCCACCUAUAAUGUCAUGUUAGGGUUAGUUGUUACUAAUCUUUGAUUAAACCAUUUUCUUUUCUUCUAUUUUGGUUAUGAAAUGCAUGAUCAAGUUUGGGAGUAGAAGAUCAGUCUAGAGGAGCAAAAAUGGAGACAACCCCACAAGCACUUAUAGUAAUAUUAUUAAGUUGGAGUGUCAUCUCCCCACUCUUUUCUCUCUAUCUUUUCAUAUAUUUUUUUUCAAAAAAUAGAAAUAAAAAUAAAUAGUACUUCAAUUAAUCAAACAUUUGUCUUUUUGCCAUGAAUUCUCUUCUUCUGAUCUCCCCUCCACAAAAAUGCUCUUUGCCUUCCUUCCAUUCCUUUUUAUCAUAAAUUUGUAUGCUUUCUUCCUUCCCUGCAAUCUUCCCUACUUCACUCUCUAUUUCUCAAAUUAGGGCUUUAAUCUUAUCUUAAUCAUAUUUGUAUGAUCAUAAACUUCUGUCACUUCACUUCAUUUCACUACUAAGUACUAACUAACAAGUAUAACAACUACAAAAGAAACAGUCUCUUUUUAUUUCUUCUUUCUUCCUUAACAUCAGGAAAACAAGAACUCCUGAGAAUAAAGCCUUAACACAAGGAAAGCAAGACUUAAAAAAGAAGAAGAAGAAAAAAAGAAUGGCAUCAUCAAGCUCGUACAACUGUCCAUGCGCAGCCUGCAAGUUUCUUCGUAGGAAAUGCAUGCCAGGUUGCAUAUUCGCGCCAUAUUUCCCUCCAGAAGAACCUCAAAAAUUCGCCAACGUUCACAAAGUGUUCGGUGCUAGCAACGUUACGAAGCUCCUGAACGAGCUCCUCCCUCACCAGAGGGAGGACGCCGUGAAUUCCUUAGCUUAUGAGGCGGAAGCGAGAGUGAGGGAUCCAGUUUAUGGUUGUGUAGGCGCCAUAUCAUACCUCCAACGCCAAGUUCAAAGGCUUCAAAAGGAGCUUGAUGCAGCCAAUGCUGAUCUCCUCCGCUAUGCUUGUCAUGAUAUAAGCUCCACCACAGCCGCAAUAGCAAUGCAGGGGAUCUCUCCUUCUCCACCACCACCACCUCCACCUCUUCCUCGACAGCAGCUUGAUCAAUUCGGCGGUUUUUAUCAACCGCCUGACCCUAAUUCACACCUCUUAUCUUACCCUCUUCUUCCAUGGAAUGACAUGAAUAAUGUUGAUCAGCAGAGAGGAGAUGAUCAUCAUCAAGGUAAUAUGUAAUCUUAUAUAUUCAUUCCAUCUACUUAAUUAAUUAAUCAAUUCCCUAGCUAGCUAAUCAAGCUACAUUGUUUAUAGUAUCAUUGAAAAGAUUAUUGGCAUGAUUAAGGUGAGAACUAAAACUCAUCAUAAUAUGUCUUUAGCUAGGGUAUUACAUACCCUUUAUUUGGACAACUUUUUUGGUUGGAGUCAUUUCCAAUUAAUUUUGUGGGUGCUAUUAUAUUAUUAUAGAUUUUUGGGGGUUUAUAUGAAAUAAAUUCAACUUUAUACAACUAUGUCUGUUCCUUGGAUCAAUUGUAUGUAUUUGUUUAUUUUGUAAUGCAAUAAUAUAAUGGAUCUUUCUGUA
This is a messenger RNA of Beta vulgaris subsp. vulgaris (sugar beet), 1672 nucleotides long. Its product is annotated as protein LATERAL ORGAN BOUNDARIES. The transcript has 2 exons. NCBI's taxonomy places the organism in Eukaryota, Viridiplantae, Streptophyta, Magnoliopsida, Caryophyllales, Amaranthaceae. Bases 760 to 1329 code for a protein of 189 amino acids. The record is from RefSeq and is a predicted model, not a curated record.